Trypanosoma grayi is the source of this 1536-nucleotide messenger RNA. RefSeq names its product putative regulator of transcription factor TFIID. The record is from RefSeq and is a predicted model, not a curated record. Bases 1 to 1536 code for a protein of 511 amino acids. Gene Ontology annotation, biological process: nuclear-transcribed mRNA catabolic process, deadenylation-dependent decay. Lineage: Eukaryota; Euglenozoa; Kinetoplastea; Trypanosomatida; Trypanosomatidae. Gene Ontology annotation, molecular function: molecular adaptor activity. The transcript has a single exon. Gene Ontology annotation, cellular component: CCR4-NOT core complex; P-body.
AUGAUGUACGAGCACACUGCCGACAUUAGCAGCUCCCGCGGAGCUGCUGUUCGGUACCUGGUUGCCGCAGCAACAAAGAGCACACUGCAGUCAACCUUGCAGAUGCUCGAUAAAAUGGCCGCACAGUCCUUGGAGUUGCAUCGCUUCAUUGUCAUGGCAGCCGUAUCUGCGCUGUGGAGGUCCACCCCCAAUGAGGACAAGUGCGCGCUCGCCUCCAAGCUGGUUGCAACGGCGCUGGAGAAGAGUAACGCCCUCACACUCGUCUCUUCCGCCGUGGAAGAGUCACCAACACCGCUGACGAAGGAGUCCCUCACGAGCCUCAUGACGAAGGACCUCAAACUCUCUCUGAUGCAGCAGCUGCAGUUCGCCAUGGGCCUCCUCGUCGGUGGCUCGAAGGGAAAGGAAGCGGCAACGGCGUUCCUUAGCGACCUUAGUGUGUCGCCUGCCACGCUGAAGGACGACAACGGCAGCCUGUGGGCGCUCAGUGUGUUGGCGCGACAGGCAGGCACAGUGGAAGCCCUUGACGCGCAGCUGUCGGCCGUGUGCGGCGGCGUGACGGUGUUUCCACACGACGGCCGUGCCGACACACACGUGAGCCUGUCGAAGAUCAUAGGGGAGCUCGGCACCGCGUGUGUGGCGACGCAGGCUGACUGCCGCGAGCUGCUUAGCUUCUUCCCACACCCUUUCACGGAGAGUGAUGUGGCCGAGGUACUCGGCUUCUUCGCUUCACAGGGCAGCGCGCCGUCGGACAUGAAUACAUAUAACGCGCUCAUGUCUUCGGCGGGGCGGGAGCCGACGAAGGCUCAGCACAGUGCCACUAUAUCUCCCAUCCCGCUCCUCGAACUGCUACAGGAGCGGAGCGCGAGUAAGAUGGACUGGGAUGCCAUCCUCCGUUUACUCGACAAGCCUGGCGAGGAGGCGUUCAAGCAGAAACACGUCGCCAUCGUCUUUGACGCAUACUACAAGUUCAAGGGCGCCGGGGCACCGGGCACGUAUCCGCCAGUGAAAAUCUUCCUUGGCCGCUGGAACAACGUUGGGCGGCAGCGCAGCGCCCUUGAGUACAUCUUGAAGCACCCAGACAAGGUCUCGAUGCAGUCGUUGCCUCGGGAUCAGAUGGCGCCACUGGAACUGCUGGAGGGUAAUGCCGCUGCUAGUCCUACUUCCACAGGCAGUGCUGCUGCUGCUGCUGCUGCUACUCCUACACGUGCAGCGGAGACCGAGCUGUGGCGCUCUUUUCCUUUUAUUGAAGCGGCCGUGCACGNGAUCAGAUGGCGCCACUGGAACUGCUGGAGGGUAAUGCCGCUGCUAGUCCUACUUCCACAGGCAGUGCUGCUGCUGCUGCUGCUGCUGCUGCUGCUACUCCUACACGUGCAGCGGAGACCGAGCUGUGGCGCUCUUUUCCUUUUAUUGAAGCGGCCGUGCACGUUGCGAGCCGCGAUCGCACGUUCGAUAUGGAAACACUGCGCCCCGCUGCGCAGCGGCAUCCGCUGCUGCUCUUCUAUGUCCUCCUCUUCGGCACUUUUGCCGGAACGGUGA